Messenger RNA from Thamnophis sirtalis, 502 nucleotides. NCBI's taxonomy places the organism in Eukaryota, Metazoa, Chordata, Lepidosauria, Squamata, Natricidae. The record is from RefSeq and is a predicted model, not a curated record.
GAAGCCCAACUUGCUGUUCCAGGAGCUUGACAAAGAUCGGAAACGAGCCCAGCUGGUGCUGCAGUACAUCCCCCAUGUGGUCCCCCACAAAAAUCGGGUCCUUCUCUUCCGGAGUAUGGUCACCAAAGAGAAGGAGCAGCUGGGCUUGGUGGAGAGCAGCUCUGCGUCGCCUCACGUCACCCACAUCACCAUCCGCCGGUCCCGCAUGCUGGAGGACGGCUACGAGCAGCUGCGCCAGCUCUCCCAGAACGCCAUGAAGGGCGUCAUCCGGGUGAAGUUUGUGAACGACCUGGGCAUGGAUGAAGCGGGCAUCGACCAGGACGGGGUCUUCAAGGAGUUCCUGGAGGAGAUCAUCAAGAAGGUCUUUGACCCGGCCCUCAACCUCUUCAAGACCACCAGCGGGGAUGAGAGGCUGUACCCCUCCCCCACCGCCUACAUCCACGAGAACUUCCUGCAGCUCUUCGAGUUCGUGGGGAAGAUGCUGGGAAAGGCCGUCUAUGAG